AUGGUAGCUUGUUUCCUGCCUCCUCCAUUCUAUUCUGUAUCUGGUUUGAGCUCCGAUGGCGAAACGUUACUGUCACUCUCACGCCAUUGGAUUUCUAAACCCCCAUCAGUCGUAUCAACCUGGAAUGCUUCCGAUGCAAAUCCUUGUUUGUGGGUUGGGGUUCUUUGUGAUCGAAACAAGCUCGUAAUCUCUUUGAACUUAUCAAAUUCUCAAAUUUCUGGUGAAUUAGGGCCGGAAAUCUCCCGGUUAACCCAACUAAAAUCAUUGAAUUUGAGUUCUAACCAUCUCUCCGGUCAAAUUCCUUCAUCGAUAAGCAAUUGCAGUCGUCUUCAACAGCUGGACCUGUCGCUCAACGUCCUUACUGGUAAGAUACCAGACAGCUUCGGUAACUUACGUUUGGAAUCGUUGAUUCUUUCUAACAAUUCACUCAAUGGUUCCAUACCGGAAUCCAUCUUUCACAUUUCCAGUUUAGAGGUUCUUCUCCUCAGCUCCAACCAGCUGACCGGUUUGAUACCGGCGAACUUGGGAAACGCAACCAUGCUCAACAAAUUAUCCCUCGACAAUAAUCGCUUCACUGGGUCUUUGCCUGAUAGCGUUGAUGAUCUUGCUAACCUCGCUUAUUUAGAUGUUCAUAGAGCUGGUGUAGAAGGUAGAAUUCCUUUGGGUUCUAAUGGUUGCAAAGAUUUGAUCUAUUUAGAUUUGUCUUUCAACAACUUCGCCCGUCUUCCACCUGAGUUGGGAAACUGUAGCAACCUGGAACAAUUCUCAGUUGUGAAAUGCCGGUUAACCGGUGAAAUCCCCUCUUCUUUUGGUCAACUCACCAAAUUGACUCUCCUUUACCUAUCUAUCAAUGAAUUGUCAGGAAGGAUUCCAACUGAGCUUGCCAAUUGUUCAUCGUUGGUUGAUCUUCAACUGGAUCAAAAUCAACUCGAGGGUAGUAUUCCAAGUGAGCUUGGUAUACUGAAGCUGAAAUCCCUUUACUUGUUUGCAAAUCGUUUAACAGGUGAGGUUCCAAUGAGUAUUUGGAAAAUCGAAACCCUAGAACACCUUCUUAUCUACGAAAAUCAUCUUUUUGGUGAACUACCCAUUGAAGUCGCCCAGAUGAAGCAAUUGAAAGAGUUUACUCUGUAUACUAAUAAUUUCUCCGGUGUCAUACCUCAAAGUUUAGGAAUGAACAGCGAUCUUGUCAUACUUGAUUUCCUCGACAACUUCUUCACCGGACCAAUCCCACCUAAUCUUUGCUUCAGAAAGAAACUUGAGCGACUGGUUUUAGGGUUCAAUAAUUUCGAGGGUGGUAUCCCUUCCGACCUUGGAAACUGCCCAAAUCUUCUACGAUUGAGAUUAGAGAACAGUAAUCUCACCGGAGUUCUUCCAGAAUUUGUGAAUAAUCCAACCCUAGAUUACAUGAACCUUGAAAACAACAAUUUCACCGGUGAAAUCCCAGCUAGCAUCGGUAAUCUUACGAAUAUAUCACAAAUUAUCCUCUCCAUGAAUAGGUUUUCAGGUGUUUUACCUAAGGAGCUUGGAAACCUCGUUCAUCUUCAAGCACUGAACCUUUCCCACAAUGCAUUCGGAGGUCCUUUACCAUCUCAAUUAGCAAAUUGCAAGAAAUUUUUGGAAUUUGAUGGAAGUGAUAACGAGUUCAAUGGCUCAAUUCCAUCUGCUUUUCAGAGCAUGUCAGGGCUAAUGAGACUGUAUUUAAGUGACAAUCAAUUUUCCGGGAACAUCCCUGAUUUCAUAUCUGAAUUCCAGGCUCUGAUAGAUCUUCAACUUGAUGGAAACUCAUUAGAUGGAACAAUACCUUCUUCAAUAGUAGAGCUCAAGUCACUCAACACAUUAAACAUCAGCAGAAACCAUGUCACAGGUCAAAUACCAUCACCAUUAAUGAAAUUUCUCAAUUCCUCUUUGGAUUCCUUCUUAGGGAAUCCAGAUCUUUGUGUCGAUUGUGGCUCAAACUGUGAUCCUUUCAGAAACUUCAAGCUGUGUCCUGGUUCUUCAAGCAAACAGAAAGGUCUUAGCAAGUUCCACACUGCAAUGGUGGCCCUUGCAACAUCUGCAUUUCUGUUUGCAGUAGUUAUUGGAGUUGGUUUCGUGCUUCAAUGUCGACAAAGAGAAAAACACGAUAUAGAAGAGGUGUAUCCUGAUAAAGUAGACGAUGAUGUUCUUUUUCAAAGAGUAAUGCAAGCUACUGAAGACUUGAAUGAUAAGUACAUAAUCGGGAGAGGAGCCCAUGGAACUGUUUACAAAGCUUCACUAGGUCAAAACGGGGUUUUUGCAGUAAAGAAGCUAAUGUUUGGAGCUAGUAAAGAAGGAAGCACAAGCAUGUUUAGAGAGAUUGAAACAGUUGGAAAAGUCAGACACAGGAAUCUUGUGAGAUUGGAAGAUUUUUGGAUGAAAAAGAACUACGGGUUGAUUUUAUACAGGUAUAUGCAUAAUGGUAGUCUUCAUGAUAUACUACACGAGGUACAUCCACCUCCAUUGUUGGAUUGGAGCAUUCGUUGUAACAUAGCUCUUGGAACUGCUCAUGGUUUAGCAUAUCUCCAUUUUGACUGUGAUCCUGCUAUCGUGCACCGAGAUAUUAAGCCCAUGAACAUUCUUCUAGAUGAUGAAUUGGAGCCUCACAUCUCAGAUUUUGGAAUUGCCAAGCUUCUCGAUCAAUCGUCUCCAGCAUUAAUGAGUGGCGUACUCCGUGGCACAAUCGGAUACAUUGCUCCAGAAAAUGCAUUUACAAACACGAAAAGCAUGGAGUCUGAUGUGUACAGUUAUGGCGUUGUGUUGCUGGAGUUGAUAACGAGGAAGAAAGCGGUUGAUGAUUCGUUUGCAGAUGGGUUGGAUAUUGUGAGAUGGGUGAGGUCUGUUUGGAGUGAAAAGGUGGAACUGGAGGUGGUUGUGGAUUCAGGGCUUUAUGAUGAUCUGUAUGAUUCUUUUGUAAGGGAACAAGUGACUGAAGUGCUUCAGCUUGCUUUGAGGCGUACAGAAACGGAACCAAACAGAAGACCAUCAAUGAGAGAGGUAGUCAAGGAGCUUGAAGAUGUGUACGGAUCUCUCAGAAGCAAGCUCAAGUAGCUUUACUUUAGCUUUUUCAAAUAUACAUACAUACAUACAUAUAACAUAUGUAUGUAUGUAUUUAUGUAUAUAUGAGCGAGUUUGGUUUUGUAGACUUUCAGGAAUAGGUAUAAUGAAGCACAUUUAGGGAUUUGCUUUAUGCUUCAUAAUCAUGUGAAAGAAAACAAAACAGCAAUAGGAAAAGGUAAAAUGAUUGUAAUUGUAAAGUGGCUCUUAAUUGAUUGAUUAAAAGAUGCAAUCCAUGAUUUGUAAUAGAAGAAAGAGGAAGACUUGAUCAAAGUGGUUACCUGAUUAACGAUUAGACAUUUAACAACAGUGAUCAAAGUGGUGGUUUGAUUGAUUUGAUAAAGAUCUGUAUCUUCUUCAUCAUUAAAAGUGUU
Messenger RNA from Lactuca saligna, 3446 nucleotides. The record is from the annotation of a GenBank genome assembly. NCBI's taxonomy places the organism in Eukaryota, Viridiplantae, Streptophyta, Magnoliopsida, Asterales, Asteraceae.